UGCCCUACCCACUCUGAGCCUUCCCUCGUGCACGCAUGAAUCUGGCCCACACCACUGUGCUGCUGUGGGCGUGGGGGAGUCUCCAGGCCUUUGAAAUCGUGGAGAAGGAGAAUAUUUUUCAGAGGACCCCUUGCCCCGCUUUCCUGAUGUUCGACAAUGCAGCCUACCUGGCCGACAUGAGCUUCGAGCUGCCCUGCCACUGCAAGCCCGAGGAGGUGUCUGCGGUAGUCUGGUACUAUCAAAAGCAUCUCGGUAGCAGCCACACCAAAGUGCUGACGGAUUUUGAUGGGCGCGUUCUGACCGAGGCGGCCCAGGUCCGGGUGGGCAGUGACAUGCUGGUCCGCUUCAGCAUUCGCAUGUUCAGCCUAUUGGUUUUCCGGGCCCAGCCCGAGGACUCAGGCUUGUAUUUCUGUGGCACCCGCAAGGGGGACUACUUCUACGCCUACGAUGUGGACAUCCAGAGCAGUGAGGGAAUGGUGGCCACCUUCAAGGACCAGGGCCAAGAGCCCUUUGCCGACGACUACUAUGGGAGCCUCCACGUCUUCACCACCUUCUGGGAGUGGACCCCCUGUGACCGUUGUGGGGUGCGCGGGGAGCAGUGGCGCAUUGGCCUCUGCUACCUGCAGAGCCCAGACCUCUCCCCACGCUUCCGCAAGACACUGCCGGACGUGGUGUCCUGUGGUUCACAGGCUGUGCCAAGAAAGCUGCGGGCCAAGGCCAGGGACCACCCACCCGAGCUGCUGGUUCAGAGCUGCAUGGUACCCUGCAAAAAGGCGACGAUGACCCGGGAGGGUGUGAUGGCCAUCUUCAACUACAUAUCCAAAGUGGGCAGCCGGCCCUGGGUGCCCCAGCUACCCAUUCAGUUCCACCAGCAGAGGCUGGGCCACGGACUCAUCAUCUCCUGCCCCGGGGCCCGGCCAGAGCACGCCGUGGCCUGGGACAAGGACCAGCAGUACCUCUACCGCACACAGUACCUGAAGGGCAUCAACAGGUCCAUGAGGGUUUUCAUCGACCAUGGCAACCACCUGCACAUCCGCUUCACGCAGCUAGACGACCGCGCCAUCUACUAUUGCUGGCGGCAGGGGGUGCGGGUCGCUGGGUUCCGACUGGGUGUGACAUCUCGAGGGCGCUACAAGGUCUCAUUCUCAGACCCCGAGACUCGCUCCGCUGUGGAGCUCACCCUGCUAGGGUACCUGCUCAUCACGGCCGUCUUUGUCACCGUUCACCUCUGUCGUUGCUGCUGUUACUUAUUUCGCUGUUGUCCCGACUUCUCCCCCUAGGCUCUCUCUUCCCCAGCUCUGAAGACCCAUUGAGCUCAAAAGUGUUUUUUCAAUGAUACCAGAUGCCUCUGGCUGGGCGUCCUGGACUGGGACGUGUGGUAAGAGGGUGUGGAUCAAUUCGUUAGUUACAACCUGCUCCCCAUUUUCAUGGGCACAUCCGGGACCUGACCUGGGAAGUGGGGAAGCCUGAGGCAGGUGGGAGGUGGGGGACUGAGGCCAGGAUGGAGGGAGACACGUUGUCUGACUUCACAUCAGAUCAGAGAAGGAAGAAGGGAACCUAAUUUUUAUUAAAUGGCCUCUUUGGUG
Messenger RNA from Rhinolophus ferrumequinum (greater horseshoe bat), 1586 nucleotides. It is a transcript of the gene FAM187A, whose product is annotated as family with sequence similarity 187 member A. Lineage: Eukaryota; Metazoa; Chordata; Mammalia; Chiroptera; Rhinolophidae. The record is from RefSeq and is a predicted model, not a curated record. Bases 36 to 1280 code for a protein of 414 amino acids. The transcript has a single exon.